AGUUAGUAGCUCUGUUGCUCUACCGAAGGAAACGCAAAAAAACUCACCUUUAACGGUUGGACGUUGCUUAUUUCAAAGUUAUGCCUCGCACAAUGGCCCGAGUGGCCUUACCUUUCCUUAUCGCUACCACAUGCUCCUUGCUUUUUAUAGUUUUAGCUUCGAGGACAGACAGCCUGCUAGCUGCGAUUAAGCAGAAAAACUACACAGCGUUACUGGAGGAGCUUAGCGCUGAGGACCUCGACGUCAACAAUCCGACGUCAUCGCACCGGCUGCCAAUGCUGGAGGCCGUCCGCUCCGACAACGAAUUCGCCGUAAAGGCUCUCCUAGAUCUGGGCGCCCUGGCUAACUCGCAUGAGCCUAUGUCCGGCCAAACCCCGCUACACGUUGCAUUCAGUUUAAAUUUUGUCACCAUUGCUCUCACCCUGCUGGAGCAUGGCGCUGAUCCCCAUGCGACCAACCAGGCCGGUGAUCCCGCCCGCCAGCUCGCCUCCAGCCCCGAAACCGCUGAGCUGCUGUCACGGCACGAAGCGGAGGGGGCGAUGGCCUUCGAGUCGGCCCCGGGCAGCUGGCUGCGGGCGGUCGAUGAGGAGGGUGACCCCUACUUCUGGAGCCCCUCCACCGGCGAGACGCGCUGGUCCGCCCCGCCCUCCUGCUCCUGGCACCGCAUCACCGUGCAGGGCAAGCCCAUCAGAUUCAUCAACCAGGUAACGGGCCAGCAGGUCACCUCGCUGCCCCCCGCCCUGGCCUGGGCGCUCGUGGCGGCCGAGGAGGAGGGCAGCUCCCCGCACUGGUUCAACUGGGCUGCGGGGCUGAGCUCGCUGAGCCCCCCCGCGGAGCUGCCUGCGGACAUGCUUGAGGAGCUGCAGGCGGCGGGUAGCGCAGGCGGCAUGUGGCUGCAUUCCGCCAGCGGGGAGCUCAGCUACAGCGAUCCGGCGUACAGCACCGCGUGGAGGGAGCUGAGGGAUGAGGCCACCGGUGAGCCCUACUACUUCAACGUGGAGAGCGGCGAGGCGGUGUGGGAGACGCCGGAGGAACUGGCCUGGGAGCGGGUGGACGGGGGAGAGGAGGGGCAGCAGGAGGAGGGGCAGCAGGAGGAGGGGCGGCGGCGGUCGAGCGGGUACUACUACAACCGGCUGAGCGGGGAGGCGAGGUGGGAGGCGCCCGCCACCGGGC
This is a messenger RNA of Astrephomene gubernaculifera, 1173 nucleotides long. The record is from the annotation of a GenBank genome assembly. NCBI's taxonomy places the organism in Eukaryota, Viridiplantae, Chlorophyta, Chlorophyceae, Chlamydomonadales, Astrephomenaceae.